Chara braunii is the source of this 723-nucleotide messenger RNA. Lineage: Eukaryota; Viridiplantae; Streptophyta; Charophyceae; Charales; Characeae. The record is from the annotation of a GenBank genome assembly.
GGGUGCGGCACAUGCAUCGAGGCUGGGAGACCUGUGUAUCAUCCUUGUAUUGGCAUCUUCAAAAUGUACCUGUCGCAAGAAAAGGUCUAAAUGCCGAUCCCGCCGACGGCCGUUGCUGUUCAGGGGAGGAGAGGUGGCGGCGGCGGAGGAGGCGGUGGAGGCCCUCCUUCUGUCGGUGGCAUGGCCUUAAUUGGCCAACUUCUCGAAUGGGUAAAGCGAGUGAUGAUCGCGCAGCUCGUCCGGCCUAAUGACGCGGUUUGUGAUGUGUUUUGUGGUCGGGGUCUCGACUGUGACAAGCUGGCGGAUACAAAGAUUGGUCGAUACCUAGGCCUUGAUCUGUCCGCGUCAGCGUUGAAGGAGGCUCAAGAAGAGUGGCGGAGGGCGGAGAGAUCGUGCGUUGCUGAUUUCAAGCAGAUGGAUCCUUGUAUGGAUUGUUUUCACACGGAGGACAGGCUGCACAAUUUUUUGCGAAAUGCAGCUGCAUUACUGAAGCCUGGUGGCUAUCUUUUCGGUACAUGCCCCGACUCUGGGACUAUCUGGUGUAAAUAUCAGAAGGCGGUUGAGUCACUUCGCACGGGCCAUCAACCGCGGUGGAAUGGGCAAUUGCCACGUGUUCGGAGUGAUAGCUACACAAUCACCUUUGAAGAUGACAGGUAAAUUCUUCUUUUUUUUUUUUUUUUUUUUUUUCCCCUUUUUUUACUGAAUUCCCAGGCUACCAGAAUG